Messenger RNA from Trypanosoma conorhini, 1521 nucleotides. RefSeq names its product Pab1p-dependent poly(A) ribonuclease subunit. The transcript has a single exon. Gene Ontology annotation, cellular component: P-body; PAN complex. The record is from RefSeq and is a predicted model, not a curated record. Gene Ontology annotation, biological process: mRNA processing; nuclear-transcribed mRNA poly(A) tail shortening. Gene Ontology annotation, molecular function: poly(A) binding. Bases 1 to 1521 code for a protein of 506 amino acids. NCBI's taxonomy places the organism in Eukaryota, Euglenozoa, Kinetoplastea, Trypanosomatida, Trypanosomatidae.
AUGGACUCCAAGGGGCGGGGUGGGAAAGGCAAUUUUAUCGGGCGGGGAAACGUUGUGCUCGGCGGGGCCGGGGCGAAUAGCAACCAUCCCCCCUACGGACGCCGCCAUGUCAGCAGCGCGGGCGGCGCGUUGACGAACGCCUUUGUCGCCUCCCCGGUCUCACUGUACAACACCCCCCAGACUCUCGACCCGUUUUGCCAACACCUGUCCGACCCCUUCCCCUCCACCCCGUACACGCCUGUGGGGCAUUUGUUCAUGUCCGCCGCCGUGCGGAACGCAAGGCCGAAUGCCUCGUUGUUGAUGCAAUCCACCAUGCCCAAUAUCACUCCCGUAACAAGUCCGAAGUUUGCCCACUACACGACAAUCUACAACCUUGAGAAUUCGCCGGCGCCAAGUCUAAUGAAUUCCAAGCUAACGACACAAAUGUACCAAACAACAGCACGCUACACAGGCAAAGAUAUUGCCUUGCGUCGUCUUGUUAUGGCCUCGGCAACAGCAGAAGAGUGCAGUGCUGUUAAUGAACGUUUUCGGCACUACCGACAUCCCAAUCUAGUCCCACUAACGGGCGUUAUUUGCACAGACGAAUUUGUUAUGGGUAGCAAUGACAUCAUUAUGGAGUAUAAAUUUAUUUCUGGAGCAAAAAGCCUUCAUGAAGAGUUCUUUCUUAACGGACGAGCAACGGAGGGUCUUUUGUGGUCCUUUGCGUGUCAGAUGGUUGGUCUUCUGCGUGCCUUUCACGAAACUUCCGUUCCGUUGCGUGGACUCCACUGGUCAAAGAUCUUGUACGCGUCGGUGACAGGGAGGUUUUACUUCAGUGGAAUAGGGCUGGCUGACCUGGCGGAAAUGGGGUCCACCAACCCUAGCACAGCGGUAAUGAUGAAGCAAGACAUUCAAGCACUGGGGAUUAUGCUGUUGCAGUUGUCUACGUGUAAUCUGGCUGCACGACUAGAUGAUAUUUCGAAUCAACCGAUGUCUGGGUUUUCAAAAACCUUUUGGACACUCGUGAAGGCGUGCCUGGACGGGGUGUCAGAGAUUCGGGAACUCUGUUGUGCCUUGGGAGAACGCAUGUCGAUGGAAGUGGCACACCAAGAAGGGCACGCAGACUAUUUGAUUGCGCAGUGUGCGAAGGAGGUGCACAAUGGCCGUCUUAUGCGACUGAUGGUGAAACUAAAUUUUGUACUAGAAUCCUUACAUGAUGUUCCUGAAAACAGCACCGAGGCACAUAAUCGUUACGCGCUGCGACUCUUCAGUCAGUACGUUUUUAACCAAGUUGACGAGCAUCAUCGUGUUCGUAUAGACUGGGGUCAUGUAUUUCACUCCCUAAACAAAUUGGAUUGUGGAUCUGAGGAGCUGGUGCAGCUUAUCGGCAAUGACGACGGGGACACCAUCUUAGUUAUUUCCUACCGUGACCUGAGGGCCUCACUUGAAAGCGCGUUUGAGCAGCUGCAGCUGCCAGCAAAUGAUGCCGAUAUGCAGACGUUUUCUGUGACAGUCGGGGCCGCGCCGGUCACUCUCCAGUAA